CUCCUUUCUCUUCAAUCAUCUUCCAUCAACUCAAACCUCCCACCGCCAAAUAUUUUAAUUAUUCUGGCAAUGGCAGAUACAGGAAUUGGUCACCAUGGUUUCAAUUUCUCUAGCAAGAAAAGAUCGGGAUCCGAGGAUCAAUGGGAUCGAGAAGAUUUCAUCGCAGCCAAGAAGGCGAUGAAACCAAUGAUAUGGGAGGACCCAGCGGCGGCGAUAUCUAAUACCCGCCACGAGUUCGGCGAGCAUGGUGGCGUAAACAUGUCAAUUGAGGCUUCCGCCACCUUCACCGUCAUGGAACCGGAGACCAUGCGCCGUAUGUUCUCUGGCGAGCUUGGCCCCGAUCGCGACUUUUUUAUUUACAGCCGCCAUUUUAACCCUACCGUUCUGAAUCUCGGCCGUCUCAUGGCUUCACUUGAGGGCACCGAGGCGGCGUACUGCACAGCCUCCGGCAUGUCCGCCAUCUCCUCGGUGCUCCUCCAACUCUGCAGCUCCGGCGGACACGUGGUCGCCUCUCGUACACUGUACGGCGGCACCCACGCUCUAUUGACACAUUUUUUACCUAGGGCAUGCAACAUAACGACGUCGUUUGUGGACAUUAGGGAUCACGAAAUGGUUAGGGAAGCUAUCACGGAAGGCAAAACUAAGGUGUUGUACUUCGAGUCUAUGUCGAAUCCAACUCUGGCGGUGGCUAACGUGCCGGAGCUGUGCAGGAUAGCGCAUGAUAAGGGCGUUUUGGUGGUGGUGGACAACACUUUUGCACCGAUGGUGUUGUCGCCGGCGAGGUUGGGCGCUGACGUGGUGAUUCAUAGCAUUUCCAAGUACAUUAGCGGUGGGGCCGACAUCAUUGCAGGUGCUGUAUGUGGGCCGGCAAGCCUAGUGAAUGCCAUGAUGGAUCUUCAUCAAGGAGCUCUUAUGCUAUUGGGCCCAACGAUGAAUCCAAAAGUUGCUUUUGAACUUUCGGAAAGGAUUCCUCACUUGAGCCUGAGAAUGAAAGAGCACUGCAAUCGGGCCCUGGUGUAUGCCACAAGAAUGAAGAAACUGGGCCUAAAAGUUAUCUAUCCAGGCCUAGAAGAUCAUCCAGAUCAUUUCAUUCUGAAGUCUUUGGCAAAUAAAGACUAUGGCUAUGGGGGAAUUCUAUGCGUGGAUAUGGAAACUGAGGAAAGGGCUAACCGUUUGAUGAACUUGUUACAAAAUUGCUCUCAAUUUGGGUUUAUGGCUGUUAGCUUGGGGUACUACGAGACCUUAAUGUCUUGCUCUGGGAGUAGCACGAGCAGUGAAAUGAAUGCGGAAGAGAAGGCAUUGGCAGGCAUUUCGCCUGGGUUAGUGAGGAUGUCAAUUGGGUACAGUGGCACCUUGGAGCAGAAAUGGAGCCAGCUCGAGAAGGCACUUUCCCGACUUAAUGAUUCAGGUUUCUUCCAGAAGAUUUAGGCGUGUUUGUUAAUGUUUCUAUUUGAGUUAGCACAAUGAAAUCCACCAUAUGUAUUUGGUGAUUUGGACUCGACUGUUUCACUAGCUUUUAUUUUAUGAACGACUAUCUAUUAUAAGUA
Olea europaea var. sylvestris is the source of this 1547-nucleotide messenger RNA. Its product is annotated as methionine gamma-lyase-like. Gene Ontology annotation, biological process: transsulfuration. Gene Ontology annotation, molecular function: pyridoxal phosphate binding; carbon-sulfur lyase activity. The coding region runs from base 70 to 1428 and encodes 452 amino acids. The record is from RefSeq and is a predicted model, not a curated record. Gene Ontology annotation, cellular component: cytoplasm. The transcript has 2 exons. Lineage: Eukaryota; Viridiplantae; Streptophyta; Magnoliopsida; Lamiales; Oleaceae.